Molecule: messenger RNA, 1488 nt
Organism: Lodderomyces jiufengensis
Lineage: Eukaryota; Fungi; Ascomycota; Pichiomycetes; Serinales; Debaryomycetaceae
Exons: 1
Coding region: 1-1488 (495 amino acids)
Biological process (GO): pantothenate import across plasma membrane
Cellular component (GO): plasma membrane
Molecular function (GO): pantothenate transmembrane transporter activity
Source: RefSeq, a predicted model, not a curated record
AUGAAAAUAACUGAUACAACUUCCAAAAUAAGUGAAAUAAUUUGGGGUCCAAAACCACCAACAAAACAAGAACAAAAAUACUUAUUCAAAACAGAUUUCUUCGUGUUAUCAAUAGUAUGCCUAAUUUACUACAUAAACUAUCAAGAUAGAGUAUCAUUCAAUUUCGCAUAUGUCUCAUCUUUAAAACAAGACCUAAAUAUGCAUGGUAAUGAAUUUAAUAUAGUAAAUACUUGUUUUUACGUGGGGUAUACUAUUGCUAUGAUUCCUCAUAAUUUAAUCUUACUUAAGGUGAGGCCUAGAUAUUGGUUAUGUUUUUGUUCUCUUUGUUGGUCUUUAUUGACAUUGGGAAUGUAUAAAGUUACCAACUAUAAGCAAAUUUGUGUUAUUAGGUUUUUUUUAGGAGUGUUUGAAUCAGUUACUUUUGGUGGUGUACAUUUAAUAUUAGGUAGUUAUUAUGAUGAAUCAAGAUUAUUGAUAAGAACUGCUAUUUUUACUUCUGCUGGAUUAGUGGGGUCAUUAUUUUCGGGAGUAUUUCAAGGUGCUAUAUACAAAAAUUUAGAUGGUCAUUUAGGUUUAAAAGGUUGGCAAUAUUUAUUUAUUAUUGAUUUUGCAAUUAGUGUUGUUAUUAUCAUUUAUGCAUUUAUAUUUUUUCCUGAUUCUCCUGAUAUUGCUAAACCUUUUUAUUUUACUAGUGAAGAACAGGAGAUAGCGAUGACAAAGAUGAAACAGAAUCGACCUGAAAAGGAUGAGUUUAGUUGGGCUAUACUUAAACGAGUUUUGGGGAAAUGGCGUUUUUAUUUGUUUUCGUUUUUAUGGGUUUUAGGUGGUGAGAAUGAAUCAUUUGCUACUAAUUCUAUAUUGGCUUUAUGGUUAGCUGAAAAUGAAUAUACUGUAUUACAAAGAAAUCAUUAUCCAUUAGCUAUCUAUGGAAUUGGAAUAUUUGCAACUAUUAUAUCAGCAAUAAUAAUUCAAAAUAUAAAAUCAUUUAGAUCUCAUUUCUUACUAGGAAUAGUGAUUGGUUUAUUUGUCGUUAUAGCGUCUGUGGUACAUGUAAGUAAUCCAUUGUCUGAUGUAUCAGUAUUUGUUGGUCAAUAUUUAUCAGGAACUGCCUUUGCUGCACAAACCGUAUUUUUCGCUUAUGCUAAUGUUAUAUGUCAUAAUGAUUUACAAGAAAGGGCUAUUGUUUUGGCUUCAAUGAAUAUGUUUAGUAAUGCAGUUAAUGCAUGGUGGUCAAUAUUGUUUUAUGGUGCUGAUACUUUUCCAUUUAAAAAGGGAUGUUGGGCAUUAUUGGGCACUGGUGUUGCUAGUAUAUUUGUUGUGUUAAUAAUAAGGUUUUUGGAAGUUAGAGAAAAUAAACAAAUCAAAGUGAGAGGUAAUGGAGAUAUGGAAGAGGAGGAUGGUAGUUCUCAUAGAGAUGAAGUUGAAGUAAUAGAUGGAAUAAGUCAUAACGGAAAAAUAGAUAGUGAAAAAUACUCCAAGAAUGUAUAG